Molecule: messenger RNA, 4788 nt
Organism: Nerophis lumbriciformis (worm pipefish)
Lineage: Eukaryota; Metazoa; Chordata; Actinopteri; Syngnathiformes; Syngnathidae
Source: RefSeq, a predicted model, not a curated record
AUGUCCAAAGUCAUCCAAAAGAAGAACCACUGGAUCACCAAAGUGAACGAGUGCGUAAUUGUGCGAGACGCGUGCGGCGAGCUGAACGUGGAGCUGCGAGGUGGGGCUGAACAUGGACAGUUUGCCUACAUUGGCCACGUUCAGGAGGAUGCUGUCCUUUACCAGGGCAGUAAACCUAACGAGGGGGAGCUCAUACUGGAGGUCGAUGGCUUCCCUGUGUCUGGAUUACCACUUUAUGACAUUUUGGCCGUGAUGACAUGCAACCAUGGUCCCGUCACUUUGAGGACUGUGCGUCAAGGUAAUAAGCUCAACAAAGACCUGAAGCACUACUUGAGUCUGAGGUUCCAAAAGGCUUCCCCUGACCAUGAGCUGCAGAAGACCAUCAGAGCCAAUCUGUACCGCCAUGCUGUGCCUUGUACAACUCGCGCCCCCCGAGACGGAGAGGUGCAAGGCGUAGAUUACAACUUCCUGUCAGUGGAAGAUUUCCUAGAACUUGAAGAGAGUGGCACACUGCUUGAAAUUGGAACGUAUGAGGGUAACUAUUAUGGGACCCCCAAGCCGCCGAGGCAGCCCAUCAUUGGGACAGUGAUUCUCAGCGAUGCUGGCUCCCAGCAGUCCACCCCGAAGCGCACAAAGUCCUACAAUGACAUGCAAAGCGUCCGAGUAGUGCCUGCUGACGACGACGAUGACGACCAGGCCUCGGAAAUGAACAACACUUUCACAGGUUCCUUAGUGCGUAGUCUCUUCCCCUCUCCUUUGUUGUGCGCAGGUAACCCUAGCGACCAGGAUGAGAGCCGUGGUGGCAUCCUCAGGCCGUACCUCGCACGUGACAACGCUCCUUCCUGUGGUCUGAACAAUGCGGCCAUAUCCACAGCAGACAGCGGACAGCAGACCUUGGCUGAGCCGCAGGUCUCCCCGGAAGAUGCACUGGGGCCGUUGCCGGAAAACUGGGAGAUGGCAUACACUGAGAAUGGAGAACUUUACUUCAUAGACCACAACACAAAGACCACGUCCUGGUUGGAUCCCCGGUGUCGAGACAAAGCCUGCAGACCUAUGGAUGAGUGCGAUGAUGAUGAAGAGGGGAUACAUACGGAAGACCUGGAGAGUGAUUUAGAGCUGCCGCCAGGAUGGGAGAGGAUAGAUGACCCAGUGUACGGAAUUUACUACGUGGAUCAUAUAAACAGGAAGACCCAGUAUGAGAACCCAGUGGUGGAGGCGCGGCGUCGAAAAAUCCUGCAGGAGCAGCAGCCGCAGCCUCCAGAAGGUGAGCGGUACAUUCGAGAGUGGAUAGAGGAGCACUCAUCAGCGGCAGCACCAUUGGUAAACUACGUUCCCAACCACCUUGAGACAUACAGGGACCCUCAAGUCCCACCAAGUCUACCAGCGGUCCCAACGGGAGCCAAACGGGGGAAGCCAUUCUUUACUAGAAACCCAGCAGAGCUUAAAGGAACCUUUAUCAACACCAAGCUGAAAAAGAGCCGUCGUGGGUUUGGCUUUACUGUGGUUGGAGGAGAUGAGCCAGAUGAGUUCCUACAGAUCAAGAGUCUGGUUUUGGAUGGACCAGCAGCAGUGGAUGGCAAGAUGGAGACAGGUGAUGUCAUCGUCAGUGUGAACGACACCAUUGUACUGGGUUACACACACGCUCAAGUGGUGAAGAUCUUCCAAUCCAUCCCCAUCGGUUCUAUGGUGGACUUGGCCUUAUGCCGUGGGUACCCGCUGCCAUUUGACCCCGACGACCCCAACACCAGUCUGGUCACAUCGGUGGCCAUCGUAGACAAAGAGCCCAUUAUCGUCAACGGGCAGGAAACCUUCGACUCACCUUCCAACCCGAGCGGACCGCUCAACGGACAGAGAGAACCGCGGGCGCACAGCCCGUCAGCCGACGUUAUGUCCAAUAGCCUGCACGGCUACACCAGCGAUGUGGUCACUCUGGCCUCAUCUAUAGCCACCCAGCCCGAGCUCAUCACCAUCCACAUGGAGAAGGGAGACAAAGGAUUUGGCUUCACCAUCGCAGAUAGCCUGACAGGCGGUGGGCAGCGGGUUAAGCAGAUCGUGGACUACCCACGCUGCCGGGGCCUCAAGGAGGGAGACAUUCUGAUGGAGGUUAACAAAAGAAAUGUCCAGAACAUGAGCCACAACCAGGUGGUGGACCUGCUGAGCAAAUGCCCCCGAGGAAGUGAAGUCACAAUGCUGGUGCAAAGAGGAGUGGUGCCAGCCAAGAGGAGUCCAAAGCUGGUGCAUCAGUUAGAAAGAAAGGACAGCCAGAGCAGCUCCCAACACAGCGUGUGCAGCCAUCGCAGCGCCCACACGGACUCACCUAGCCACGCGCCCUCUACUAUGCCCAGCGAGGCUGUAGUACCCACUCCCGCUGCCCCCACCCAGCCGCUGCCAGGCUUGCCCCCCCACGAUCCUGCAGAUGGAACCCUUACCCUCCAGAAGAAGCCAGACCCGUUUAAGAUCUGGGCGCAGUCAAGGAGCAUGUACGAGAGCAGAUUGCCAGAUUGCCAGGAGCAGGAUAUUUUCCUUUGGCGAAAGGAUACAGGUUUUGGUUUCCGUAUCCUUGGGGGAAAUGAGCCUGGGGAGCCUAUCUACAUAGGUCACAUAGUGAAAUAUGGUGCGGCAGAUGAGGAUGGACGCCUGCGGUCAGGCGAUGAGCUAAUCUGCGUGGACGGCACGGCAGUGGUGGGCAAGUCUCACCAGUUGGUGGUGCAGCUCAUGCAGCAGGCAGCCAAGCAGGGCCACGUCAACCUCACAGUCAGACGGAAGACCCCUGGAUUCCCAGUGUCUAAAGGGGAAGGUGACGUUCCGCCAUCACCCGCUUCCUCCCACCAUAGCAGCACUCAGGCACCCAGCCUGACGGAAGGCAAGAGGACCCCCCAAGGAAGCCAGAACUCUCUCAACACGGUCAGCUCGGGAAGCGGGUCUACCAGCGGCAUUGGCAGCGGCGGAGGAGGCGGCAGCGGGAGUGCCGUGGUUCCUGCCUCUCUACAGCCGUAUGACGUGGAGAUCCAACGUGGAGAAAACGAAGGCUUCGGUUUUGUCAUUGUGUCAUCUGUUUCUAGGCCUGAUGCCGGAACCACCUUCGCUGGAAAUGCAUGUGUGGCCAUGCCCCACAAAAUAGGACGCAUCAUCGAGGGCAGCCCGGCAGAUCGCUGCGGCAAGCUGAAAGUUGGCGAUCGAAUCCUGGCUGUCAAUAGCUGCUCUAUUACCAACAAGUCCCACUCGGACAUCGUCAACCUGAUCAAGGAAGCUGGAAACACUGUCUCGCUCAGGAUCAUCCCCGGUGAUGAGUCUUCCAAUGCUUCUCUGCUGACCAAUGCUGAGAAGAUAGCUACUAUCACCACCACACACACUCCUCAGCAGUCCAAAGAGUCGCGGAAUAAUUCCAAGUCAAAAGGAGUUCCUCCUCCUCCACCAACACAAACUUCACAGGACACCGAGUUCUACUCUGUGGACCUCGAGCGUGAUAGCAAAGGUUUUGGUUUUAGCCUUAGAGGAGGGCGGGAGUACAAUAUGGACCUUUAUGUGUUGAGACUCGCAGAGGACGGAGCGGCUGUCAGGAAUGGCAAGAUGAGGGUGGGGGAUGAAAUCCUGGAAAUUAAUGGCGAGAGCACAAAGAACAUGAAGCAUUCGCGUGCCAUUGAGCUGAUCAAAAAUGGAGGGCGGUGGGCACGGCUUGUUCUGAAACGUGGGGAUGGAUCUGUACCUGAGUAUGACGGCAGCCAUGACGGGUACCCUCCCACACUCGGGGCACAAAACACUUCGGAAGUGAGAACGCUGCCACCCAACAGCCGAUAUCACACUUCAUUGGAGUCCAGUUAUCCACCAGACCUUCACACAACAUCACGCCAGGAGGAGGCUGGGCGUGGCCGAGACAGGACCAGGGACAGGGUUGGGUCAGAUCAGAUGGACUAUCAAGGCCGACCGUUUAACCCUCACCUUCACCACACCUGGAAUAACAAUCACAGUCACAGUACUCCCCGACAGCCGUCCCCGGACAACAGCAACGGUAGCAGUGGCAAGAAAACCCGUGGGCGCAAAGUCAAAAAGUCUGAGUCUGAAAGCGGCAUUUCCAAGCUCCUAAAGACUCUGAGGAAGGACAACUCUGGGAAGAAGGCUGCAGCGACACAGAAACUCAGGGGCCAAGGGCUCUCAAACAGUAGCUCGACUUUGGAGAGGAGGUUUCGUGCACAACGCCACGGUUCCCUAGAUCGCUCGCCAACGCGAAAGCGCACCUCCUCCCCCGAUCGUAGGCGGGCCAAGUCAAUGGACCGCAGGGCCGAGCGGGCGCAACGGGAUCGUACGCCUCCGAGGGAGUAUGACGACGGAGGCUUCCUCGCCGUCACCCCUGAGCGCAAAUUAUAUGAAAGGCGGCUCCUUAAGGACUCGCAGUUGAGCGUGCGAGUCACCCCUGAGCGCUUUAACAACAACGGCGGCGAUUCCUCAUCUCUUUCUAGGGGUCGCACGUACGAUCGGGUCAGCAAGAAUGGCAAUCUGUUGCGAGACUCUUCCCCCGAGUGCUAUCGGAUGAACGGAACCCCGGAGAGGCGAUACAGAGUGGAGCGGGACUCUUCCCCUGACAGCAACUACAGCCGGGACGAGCAGAACUAUGCAGCAGCACCCAGACUUAAAGACUACUAUAGCAUGAUGAAGAACAAUGCUGCACACAAAAAUGCUGCAUACAAGAACACAGGCCACAACAACAACACAGUUUGCCAAAGCCCUAACCAGCUCCCUGAGCCUAAAAGAAAGCUGUACAAAGAAAGCCCCAAAGACCUCAGCAUCUAG